Staurois parvus is the source of this 338-nucleotide messenger RNA. The record is from the annotation of a GenBank genome assembly. NCBI's taxonomy places the organism in Eukaryota, Metazoa, Chordata, Amphibia, Anura, Ranidae.
AUGAUAAGAGACUGCAGAAAUGUUACAGAAGAUGAUCAGAGACUGCAGACAUGUUAGAGGAGAUGGUCAGAGACUGCAGACAUGUUACAGGAGACGGUCAGAGACUGCAGACAUGUUACAGGAGAUGGUCAGAGACUGCAGACAUGUUACAGAAGAUGAUCAGAGACUGCAGAAAUGUUACAGGAGAUGGUCAGAAACUGCAGACAUGUUAUACAAUAUUGGCAGAGACUGCACACAUGCUACAGGAGAUGGUCAGAGACUGCAUACAUCUUACAGGAGUUGAUCAGAGGCUGCAGACAUGUUACAGGAGAAGGUCAGAGACAGCAGACAUGUUACAG